ACCAAGAGCUAUUUUGGAAAUAGAAAGGGAACAAGUAUAUAAAAAUGCAAGAUCCAGAAAUACAAGGAAUGAAGAAGAUGAGCAACAUUUAUGAGUCUGCUGCCAACACACUGGGAAUCUUUAACAGCCCCUGCCUGACCAAGGUUGAGCUGCGUGUGGCGUGCAAAGGCAUUUCUGACAGAGAUGCCCUUUCCAAACCAGACCCCUGUGUCAUCCUCAAGAUGCAGUCUCACGGACAGUGGUUUGAGGUUGACAGGACUGAGGUGAUUCGCACCUGCAUAAACCCAGUGUACUCAAAACUGUUUACUGUGGACUUUUACUUUGAGGAGGUUCAGCGCCUGCGGUUCGAAGUCCAUGACAUCAGCAGCAACCACAAUGGGCUGAAGGAGGCUGACUUCCUUGGUGGCAUGGAGUGCACACUUGGCCAGAUUGUUUCCCAGAGAAAGCUGUCCAAAUCCUUGCUGAAGCAUGGGAACACAGCAGGGAAAUCUUCCAUCACGGUGAUUGCUGAAGAAUUAUCUGGCAAUGACGACUAUGUUGAGCUUGCAUUCAAUGCACGGAAAUUGGAUGACAAGGAUUUCUUCAGUAAAUCUGACCCAUUUCUGGAAAUUUUUCGUAUGAAUGAUGAUGCAACUCAGCAGCUGGUGCACCGAACUGAGGUUGUGAUGAAUAACUUAAGCCCAGCCUGGAAAUCAUUCAAAGUAUCCGUAAAUUCUCUAUGCAGCGGAGACCCAGACCGCCGGCUGAAGUGCAUAGUAUGGGACUGGGACUCCAAUGGCAAGCAUGACUUCAUUGGAGAAUUCACCUCGACAUUCAAGGAGAUGAGAGGAGCAAUGGAAGGGAAACAGGUGCAGUGGGAGUGCAUCAAUCCCAAGUACAAAGCCAAGAAGAAGAAUUACAAGAACUCAGGCAUUGUGAUUCUGAAUCUGUGCAAGAUUCACAAGAUGCACUCUUUCUUGGACUACAUCAUGGGUGGCUGCCAAAUCCAGUUUACAGUAGCUAUAGAUUUCACUGCCUCAAACGGGGACCCCAGGAACAGCUGUUCCUUGCACUACAUCCACCCUUACCAACCCAAUGAGUAUCUGAAAGCUUUGGUAGCUGUGGGGGAGAUUUGCCAAGACUAUGACAGUGACAAAAUGUUCCCUGCCUUUGGGUUUGGCGCCAGGAUACCUCCAGAGUACACGGUCUCUCAUGACUUUGCAAUCAACUUUAAUGAAGACAACCCAGAAUGUGCAGGAAUUCAAGGAGUUGUGGAAGCCUAUCAGAGCUGUCUUCCUAAGCUCCAACUCUAUGGUCCCACCAACAUUGCCCCCAUCAUCCAGAAGGUUGCCAAGUCAGCGUCAGAGGAAACUAACACCAAGGAGGCAUCGCAAUACUUCAUCCUGCUGAUCCUGACAGAUGGUGUCAUCACAGACAUGGCCGACACCCGGGAGGCCAUUGUCCAUGCCUCCCACCUCCCCAUGUCAGUCAUCAUCGUGGGAGUAGGGAACGCUGACUUCAGUGACAUGCAGAUGCUGGAUGGUGAUGAUGGGAUUCUGAGGUCACCCAAGGGGGAGCCUGUUCUUCGAGACAUCGUCCAGUUCGUGCCCUUCAGGAACUUCAAACACGCAUCUCCAGCUGCCCUGGCAAAGAGCGUGUUGGCUGAAGUCCCAAACCAAGUUGUGGACUAUUACAAUGGCAAAGGAAUUAAACCAAAAUGUUCAUCAGAAAUGUAUGAAUCUUCCAGAACACUAGCACCAUGAACUCCCCACACAGUUUUACAGAGUUCUGAAAUACUACUCCUGCUAAUAUUUCAUAUUUAAUACUUCUACUACUCCUGUACUUUAAAAAAACAACAACAUAUACACAUUUAAAAAUAGCACGUUUUGGUGAUUUUUAACUAUCUGACAAUUUUUUUUGCAUGUGUAGCCCUGAGGCCUGGAUCUGUUAAACCCUUGUAUUGUUAACUUUUUACAAAGAAAUACCGAUAAUAAUAACUUACUAUUUACAUUACAGCAUGUCGCCUUGAAAUAAAAUGGUAUCUGUAUCCGUUUUUUUAUACAGGUUUGUUGAAAUUUUGCUAAAUUUCUUAUCUUUACACUCUAAAGCAUUUUGGAACAUUUAUUGAACGUUGAUAGACAAAAUAUACUUGGUUUUAUCUGCUGUAGGAUGAGAGACUUUUUAAAAUGGCAGAUGCAUGGACUGUAUUUUGCAUGUUUAAAAUAAAAAGAGAAAAACCCACA
Messenger RNA from Pongo pygmaeus (Bornean orangutan), 2222 nucleotides. RefSeq names its product copine 4 (gene CPNE4). The coding region runs from base 45 to 1742 and encodes 565 amino acids. The transcript is spliced from 16 exons. NCBI's taxonomy places the organism in Eukaryota, Metazoa, Chordata, Mammalia, Primates, Hominidae. Gene Ontology annotation, molecular function: calcium-dependent phospholipid binding. Gene Ontology annotation, biological process: cellular response to calcium ion. Gene Ontology annotation, cellular component: plasma membrane. The record is from RefSeq and is a predicted model, not a curated record.